Dicrocoelium dendriticum is the source of this 2973-nucleotide messenger RNA. The record is from the annotation of a GenBank genome assembly. Lineage: Eukaryota; Metazoa; Platyhelminthes; Trematoda; Plagiorchiida; Dicrocoeliidae.
UUUUGUCCUUCCUGGAUCUUUUUAAACUGCAUUGCUUGGAUCCCUCGUCUGACCGCGCAGACUAAUCAUUCUUACAGUCUCUCGGCUGAAGUGUCGCGCUUAUGUUCAUUAUGAAUGCUCUGAAAAAGGAUAAGCGUGAUGAAGAGGAUGGGUUCGGAAAUUCUUAUCUUCAGCCUGACAGAACUAUGGUACUCCAAGAGGCACGCACCUUUAAUGAAUCUCCAUUGAAUCCGAGAAAGUGUGUCCACACACUUACGAAAAUUUUGGUCGUCGUCGGACAGGGAGAAAAGCUAGGAAAAAUUGAGGCCACUGAUACGUUUUUUGCUAUCACGAAGCUGUUCCAGUCAAGUGACCAAAACCUGCGGCGAAUGGUUUAUCUAGUCAUCAAAGAGCUAUCCCCAUUGGCGGAAGACGUCAUUAUCGUAACUAGCAGCUUAACAAAAGACAUGACGGGACCAGAUCCCGCAUUUCGAGGGCCUGCUAUCCGGGCGCUUUGCGCUAUCACAGAUGUCACUGUGAUCCAAAGCAUCGAGCGCUAUCUGAAGCAAGCGGUUGUCGAUAAGUCCGCAUCAAUUUCAUCAGCUGUGCUCACGUCGGCGUACCAGUUAAUGCGUGUCUGCCCUGACAUAAUCAAGCGUUGGGUAAACGAGGUGCAGGAGGCGGCCACUAGUUCACGAGUGAUGGUUCAAUAUCACGCUCUUGGUCUUCUCUACUUGAUACGACGUGGGGACCGUCUCGCUGUCAUUAAGAUGAUUCAAAAGUUUUCCCGUUCUGCCCUCCGUUCUCCAUACGCGCACUGCAUCAUGAUCAGAAUAGUUGCAAAGCAGCUGGAUGAGGAAGGCAUGGAGAACAACGUCACCCUGUUCGAAUUCUUGGAAUCUUCCCUUCGUCAUAAAUCGGAGAUGGUAAUCUACGAGGCCGCGAGAGCUAUCAUCAACUUGAGAGGAGCGACUAGCAGAGAAUUGGCCUCAGCUGUUAGCGUGCUGCAGCUUCUUUGCUCAUCGCCGAAACCUGCGUUGCGGUAUGCCGCAGUUCGAACCCUAAACACGGUGGCCACGAACUGCCCGACGGCAGUCACCGCUUGUAACCUUGAUCUCGAGCAAUUAAUUGGUGAUCCAAACAGAAGCAUCGCCACUUUGGCUAUCACUACAUUGCUCAAAACUGGGAGCGAAAGUAAUGUCGAACGUUUGCUCAAGCAUGUUUGCCCGUUUAUGACGGAAAUCACCGACGAAUUCAAGAUUGUCGUGCUUGAAUCCAUUCGCGCGUUGGCAACGAAGUAUCCGAAAAAGUUUGGCGUACUGCUGAAUUUCCUCUCUGGUCUACUUCGCGACUCUGCUGGUUACGUCUUCAAGAAGGCUGUUGUGUCUGUCAUCGAAUCGAUCGUGAAGAACAUUCCAGAAGCAAAAAACUUGGGUCUGUUACAACUCUGCGAAUUUAUCGAGGAUUGCGAACACGUGAAGUUGACCCAGCGCAUUCUGCACCUAAUUGGACGGGAAGGUCCUUUUCUCAAGAGACCGCGGCAGUUCAUUCGAUACAUCUACAACCGCGUCAUGCUGGAGUCUGCCCCGGUCAAAUGCACCGCGACUACCGCCUUGGCUAGAUUUGCUGCCCAAAACUCCGAAAUGUUACCCAGCAUCUUGGUACUAUUGCAAAGAAUAAUGCUUGAUGAAGACGAUGAAGUCCGGGACCGCGCGGCCUUCUAUCACCACAUACUGUCAUCCAAGGAUACUGCGCUGAGAUCAACCUACUUGCUCGCCGAAGAAAUGCAUCUCAGCCCAUCCGGCCUUGAACGUGCUCUGUCGGAUUACCUUCAUGAUUCCCAUGCACCAGCGGCCGGUCGUUUUUCUUUGUCUACUGUCCCGGUGGCUGCUCCUCCAUCGGUUCCCGACGCUCCUCUCCUCGGGGAUGGGACUCUUCUUGAAGCCAAGAUACCAGAACGUUCUUUGGUCACUGACUCGAAAGCCGCAAUUAGCGCUAGCAACCAGGUUCCAAAGAAGUUCGCUGAACAGCUGGGUGCAAUUCCACAGUUGACUGGGCUUGGGCCUUUAUUCAAGUCUUCCGAACCUGUUGAACUGAGUGAAGAGGAUACGGAAUAUGCUGUCACUUGUAUCAAGCACACCUUCCAGAAACAUAUGGUGCUCCAGUACGAAUGCACGAAUACCAUGUCCACCCAACGCUUGGAAAAUGUUUCCAUUGAGGUCGAACCGGACAACGAUGGUUUCGUUGUCCUCUCUACGAUCCCUUGCCCGAGUUUGCAGUACAACACUCCGGAUAACAUCUACGUUCUCGUUCAGCUGCCAGAGGACCUCGAAUCCCAUUCCACCAUCUUCACCAACAAUCUUAAAUUCGUUGUUAAGGAUGUGGAUUCAGACGCCACAGAUGCCGGUCUCGCUGAUGAAUAUCAGUUGGAGGAUUUGCACAUCGGAAUCAGCGACCACGUCCAACGGUUGCUGAAGGGUAACUUCACUCUGGCUUGGCAAGCGAUGAGUGAGGAGUCUGAAGUGGAAGAGACGUACGUCUUGAGCAAACACAAGACCAUUAAAGAUGCCAUAUCCCAACUGGUCGAACACUUGGGAUUACAACCUUGCGAACGGUCUGAUCAAAUGCCUCAGGAGCAACGGUCCUCUCACCAAUUGUUGCUAUCCGGUGUGUUUCGUGGAGGAGACGAGGUUCUCGCCCGUUGUAAACUGGCCCGCAUUGUUCCCGACGCUGUAACCAAUCAAGCACUGAGCUCCCAAGGUGGUGUUAACCUACAGAUUGUGGUUCGCUCUUCCAAUCAAGCAAUCAGUCAGAUUAUUGCGGAUGCAGUUGGACAAUGAUACAAGCUCUGCCCCAACACCCACGUGUUUUGUUUUCGCUAAACAACUAUGCUCUUGCUCCUGUGAUCAAUUCCCCUAAUGCGCUUGUUCUUGUGCUUUGUUUACCCAUCUUACUUCACGUAUUUCUCAAGUGAAUAGAAAACUGGUGUUUGUA